ACUGAACGCCCAGACCUGAUGCAGCAGAUGUUGGAUGCUCAUUUCGCUGCCGACAGAGUCCACGACCUGGAGCACCAGGAGCUGAAGCUGACAUCCUCCAACACCAGCACCCUCAAGUCGAUGACAAACGAGGAGAUCGUCUCUCACGCCCUGCUGUUUCUGUUGGCCGGCUACGAGACCACGAGCACCACCUUGUCCUACCUGUUCUUUGAGCUGUCCCAGAACCCGCAAGUCCAGCAGCGACUUAGACACGAGGUGAUGAAUGUCCUUCCACGAGGAUACCACACAAUCGGUUAUGACGACCUCAAGAAGUUGACUUAUUUAGAUUACGUCAUUUGGGAAACUCUUAGGAAAUACCCUCUGGCCAGCACAGUGACAGCUCGGAGAUGCAUGGAGGACUGCACCGUUGGCGGACUGAGGAUCCCAGCGGGCAUGUUGGUGCAUGCCAAUUUAUGGGAUAUUCAUUACGAUUCCAAACACUGGGGUCAUGACCCUCACCAGUUCGACCCGCUCAGAUUCAUGCCAGAGAAACGAAGGACCAGACACCCCAGCUCCUGGAUGCCGUUUGGAAGUGGGCCAAGGUCAUGCGCCGGCCUGAGGUUCGCCCUGCUACAGCUGAAGAUGGUGGUGGCUAAAGUGCUGCGGGACUUCGACUUCCAUCCUUCCGGUUGUGAAACGCUGUCCCUCAAGGAAGGGGCCACUAUCCUGCCCGCUGAUGGCGUUAGACUGGCCACAUUCAGGCGGAGCUCUGCCAUGUCAGAGGCUGGACUCAGGAGAGGGUCUUUCUUGACCGGGAUCCCUUUGUCUGAGUGGACAAGUAUGAGAAGAGGGUCGAAGAACACUGCUGAAGACAUAUUUAUGACCUGUGGGCACUCGGAAGAAAUCAGUGUCAGCUCCAGCAGAAGAGAGUCACUCGUUGAGAAGAUUGACAAUCAUCAGCACCGACCUGACGUCCACAGUAGAGGCAACACUUCUCGCAGAAAUUCCAUCCUAGAAGACGAGCUCAUGAACGAGGGCAUUGACAUGAUGCGUAGGUCGUCCAUUAACAAAGGACGUGAGAUCAUCUCCCAGGGAUAUAUCCAUAAAGGCAUUCCUUUGCUUCGUAAAACGUCCAUUACCGAGGACCAGAAUCCGUUGAAAGAAACACCUGUCGAUAAUUCGUUCAAAGCAAAUCUAUUGAAACCGGCCUUCACCUUGGCUGAGAAUGACAUUGAUGUCAAGAUGGGAGUUUGCAACAUGCCUGAAGACAUCCUGGGAGACCUGCCUGGGCUAAUGUCCUGUCAUGUUUUACGUCGAGGUUCUGCGAUCCCAGAACUCCAGUCUGUCGGAGAGGAAACAGCCACCAUCGAGGUCCUCGGUACCAGGAGAUACAUUGCCGGCUACACAUCUGACAUACUUGACGAGCACGGGGUCAAGGAGACGACCAAGUUCAAGGGCAGACUGUACCAACGGCGUGGCUCCGGUUAG
Molecule: messenger RNA, 1467 nt
Organism: Candidula unifasciata
Lineage: Eukaryota; Metazoa; Mollusca; Gastropoda; Stylommatophora; Geomitridae
Source: the annotation of a GenBank genome assembly